Molecule: messenger RNA, 1915 nt
Organism: Platichthys flesus (European flounder)
Lineage: Eukaryota; Metazoa; Chordata; Actinopteri; Pleuronectiformes; Pleuronectidae
Product: solute carrier family 22 member 2-like
Exons: 12
Coding region: 121-1791 (556 amino acids)
Biological process (GO): transmembrane transport
Cellular component (GO): membrane
Source: RefSeq, a predicted model, not a curated record
UCGAUCCCCGUCAGAGACACGCAGAGUGAACGCCUUCAAAGUCUCCACAGCAGGAGGGAGCCAUGAGCUGAAAACAAAUCUUCCCCCCGAAGCAUUGAGUCCGAGAGUUGGACCAGAGCAAUGACGACCUUCGAUGACCUGCUGGAGGAGGCCGGCACGUUCGGCCGCUGCCAGAAGAGAAUCUUUGCUCUGCUCUGUUUGCUGUCGCUGCCUUUUUCAGGCGUCUACGUGGGCAUCGUUUUCCAGGGCUUCACCCCCGAUCACUGGUGCCGGGACUCUGCGGCGGUGGAGAGGAGGCAGGAGUGCGGCUGGAGCCUGGCGCACAGUCGCCGGCUGACGCUGCCUCAGGUCAACAGCUCCGGAGGCGUGCAGCCCAGCAGCUGUGAGCAGUACGAGCUGGACUGGAACAGCACCUCCCUCACCUGCGACUCUCAGGAGCUGGACCUCGGGGGGGUGCCUGUGACCACGUGCAAGGAUUCCUGGGAGUAUCAGUAUGAAGGCAGGAAAUCCUUCGUCACAGAGUUUGACCUGGUGUGUGAGAACGCCUGGCUGGUGGACAUGUACCAGGCCACUCUCAACGCGGGCUUCCUCGUGGGCAGCUUCGCUUUUGGGUACUUUGCUGACAGGUUUGGCAGAAGGAUCAGUUUCCUCGUGUCUAACAUCCUGAACGCCAUCUCCGGGCUCCUGCUGGCUGUGGCGCCCAACUACAUCUCCAUCCUGGUGUUCAGGACCAUCUUCGGCUUUGCAGUCAAAGGCGGCUGGAUGACGUGCUACGUGCUGCUGACGGAGAUCGUGGGGGUGGAGCACCGGCGGACGGUGGGGAUCCUGUUCCAGAUGUUCUUCAGCAUCGGCAACCUCCUCCUCUCACUGCUCGCCUACGUCAUCACCGACUGGCGCUGGCUGCAGGUCGUCUUCUCCGCCCCUUACAUCUUCUUCGUGUCCUACUACUGGUUCAUCCCAGAGUCUCCGCGGUGGCUCGUCUCCCAGAACAAGUCCUCCAGAGCCCUGGAGAUCACCGAGGCCAUGGCCAAGGAGAACAAGAGGAAACUCACCAAGACCUUCGAGACGCUGUCUAGUGAUGAGGGCGACUCCUCCUCCGCCUCGCUGCUGGACCUGGUCAGAACCCCGAACAUGAGGAAACACACCUUCAUCCUCAUGUUCAACUGGUUCACCAGUGCUGUGGUGUACCAGGGCCUCAUCAUGCGGGUGGGGAUCGCCGGAGGAAACGUCUACGUUGACUUCCUCAUCUCUGGACUGGUGGAGUUCCCCGCCGCCUUCCUCAUCCUCUUCACCAUCGAAAGCGUCGGCAGGCGUCUCCCCUUCGCCGCCGCCAACAUCGUGGCCGGAGCCUCUUGCUUUAUCACGGCUUUUAUUCCCGACCACAUGUUCUGGUUGAAGACGGCGGUGGCCUGCGUCGGGCGGCUCGGUAUCACCAUGGCCUUUGAGAUGGUCGUGUUUGUGAACACCGAGCUCUACCCGACAUUCGUCAGGAACCUGGGAGUGUCGGUCUGUUCCUCGCUGUGUGACAUCGGAGGCAUCGUGGCUCCGUUCCUGCUCUACAGGCUGGCCGUCAUCUGGCUGGAGCUGCCACUCAUCAUCUUCGGAGCCGUGGCGUUCAUGGCUGGAGGUUUGGUUCUACUGCUUCCAGAAACCAGAGGAGUUCCUCUGCCGGAGACCAUCGAGGACAUCGAGUUUCCUCACAGGAGGAAGGAGAAUCCGCUGGAGAACCAACAAACAAAGACACUUUUAAAAGUCGACCUGACGAGCAACAAGGAAACAACAAGUGUGUGAUUGUGUUUGAUUUUGUGUAUGUGUGUGUAUGUUCAUUUUGCUUUUGCAACAACAUGUUGACAUGUUGAUGAAAUCAAGGAAAUAGUUUUUUAUACAAUUUCUAUAAAGUAUGACUUCCACAUUU